UUGCGGCAUCCGUCAUGAUCAUCCUUGUUCACCGUUUUUUGUGGCGGCGCAUCGUGAACGAGCGCAACGUUUUUCGAUUUGCCUGUGAAAUACCGUGAAAAAUCUUGAUUGUUAUUCGAAAAUUUGACUACCAGUGGCCACAGUUUGGAUGCACGAUGGCUUCUUUUCUGGAGUAUUCGUCAAUAAGCUCGGAAGUGAGAGGUGCGAUGUGUCCCGGAAAGCUGAAGAUGACCGACACGGCGAUCGUAUUCAAGAACGAGAAAACCGGAAAGGUCGAGCAGAUUAACGCUUCGGAUAUUGACCUGAUCAACUACCAGAAAUUUGUGGGAAACUACGGAUUGAGAGUGUUUAUGAAGAAUGGACUGCUGCACAGAUUUAUUGGGUUCACGGGAGACGAACAGAAGAUUGCGGACUUUGUUAAGAAAAACUACAAGUUGGACAUGCUGGAGAAGGAGCUGUCAACUCGAGGCUGGAAUUGGGGAACGGUUCACUUCAAGGGCAGUGUGCUGUCAUUCGAUGUAGAAAGUAAAACCAGCUUUGAGAUUCCGCUGAAUCACGUUUCUCAGUGUAACAGUGGCAAGAACGAAGUUACGGUGGAGUUUCAUCGGAAUGAUGAUGCACCGGUUAACCUUAUGGAGAUGCGGUUCCACAUUCCUACAGCUGAAUCGGCUGAAACGGAUCCGGUCGAGGCAUUCCAGGAGCAGGUCAUGAAGCAAGCUUCGGUCAUCUCUGCCACUGGCGAUGCGAUUGCAAUCUUCCGAGAGAUUCACUGUCUCACGCCCCGUGGUCGCUACGAUAUCAAGGUGUUCCAGAGCUUCUUCCAGCUGCACGGUAAAACAUACGAUUUUAAGAUUCCCACAUCGUCGGUGCUGCGAUUGUUCCUGCUUCCGCACAAGGACAACCGGCAGAUGUUCUUCGUCAUUUCGUUGGACCCGCCGAUCAAGCAAGGUCAAACUCGGUACCACUUUUUGGUAACGCUGUUCCAGAUGGAAGAGGAAACAAGCAUUGAGUUACCGUUCACAGAUGAAGAGCUGAAAGAAAAGUAUGAGGACAAAUUAACCAAAGAGUUGUCCGGUCCGGUGUACGAAGUGUUGGGAAAAAUUAUGAAGGUGAUCAACAACCGAAAGAUGACGGGACCGGGAACAUUCAUUGGUAAUACGGGAACACCUGCAAUAGGUUGUUCGUACAAGGCUGCUGCCGGUUAUCUUUACCCUCUGGAGCGUGGUUUUAUCUACGUGCACAAACCACCUGUUCACAUCCGGUUCGAGGAAAUAGCUUCGGUCAACUUUGCCCGUAGUGGUGGUUCCACCAGAAGUUUUGACUUUGAAAUCGAACUUAAGGCAGGCACUAUCUACACGUUCAGCAGUAUCGAGAAGGAGGAGUACGGAAAGCUGUUCGAUUUUAUCUCAUCGAAGAAAUUGCAUGUGAAGAACACCGGCAAGGACGGCAAGAACAACUACAAGGAAGACUUUGCCGACUCGGAUAACGAAGGAGAACCGGAUGCCUAUCUGGCGCGCGUCAAGGCCGAAGCUAAGGAACGUGACGACGAUGACGAUGGAAGCGAUUCGGAUGAAUCGACCGAUGAGGACUUUAAUCCGAACCAGCAGGAAUCCGAUGUUGCAGAUGAAUUCGAUUCGAAUGUGGAAUCCACUUCGGAGGACUCCGACGAGGAUGGUGGCGGUAGCGGUUCCGACGAUGGGGCCAAGAAAAAGGAGAAAAAGAAAGAAAAGAAGGAGAAAAAGGAGCGAAAGGAACGCAAAGAAAAGAAAGAACGUAAGGAGAAGAAACCUAAGAAAUCGAAAACGGGCGGUCCGAAGCGUCCUGCGACGGCCUUCAUGAUGUGGCUGAACGCCAGCCGGGAGACCAUCAAGAAGGACAAUCCGGGCAUUUCGGUAACGGAAAUUGCUAAGAAGGGUGGUGAAAUGUGGAAGGAAAUGAAGGACAAAUCCGAGUGGGAGGGAAAAGCAGCAAAGGCCAAGGAAGAGUACGCUGAAGCGCUGGCUGCUUACAAGGCUUCCGGAGGUGGUGGUAGCGACGACGAAGGCGGCAAAGGCAAGGCCGCCAAAAGGAAGAAGGAAGUGUCCACGCCGAAGAAGUCUUCAGCUUCGCCGAUGAAGGGAAGCGGUUUCAAGAGCAAGGAAUACAUUUCCGGUGAUGAUUCGUCCAGCAGCGACGAUGAAAAUAAGGAUACGAAGAAGGCCAAGAAGGGGUCUGGUGAUGAGAAAGAGAAGAAGUCCGAUAAAAAGAAAUCAAAGAAAUCCGACUCAGAAGCAGAAUCAGAAGCGUCUGGCAGUGGAUCUGAAGAAGAGGAGGAUGCGGCAGGCAGUGAUUAGGCUGGUUCGCAUUUCUCACAUAGCAGUUGAUUAUAAACAGGUCACGUGUCCAACACUAGGUACGUGUCCUACACUCAAUUUUAUUGAUACAUCUCCAUGAAAUGCCGGCACUUCAAUUUUGAAUGUUUGAAUGAAUGAUCGUUGGAACCGAAUCUAAGGAUAAGUAUUAGACAGGAUAUUUUCGUUUUACAUUGCGAUCUUUUUAUAUUAUCGUGUAAGAUUAUUGAUAGGCUAACAAUGGCAUACCUGUACAAAUUCCAAAA
Molecule: messenger RNA, 2596 nt
Organism: Armigeres subalbatus
Lineage: Eukaryota; Metazoa; Arthropoda; Insecta; Diptera; Culicidae
Gene: Ssrp
Product: FACT complex subunit Ssrp1
Exons: 4
Coding region: 156-2333 (725 amino acids)
Biological process (GO): regulation of chromatin organization
Cellular component (GO): FACT complex; nucleus
Molecular function (GO): DNA binding; histone binding; nucleosome binding
Source: RefSeq, a predicted model, not a curated record